UCAGAUCUUUGGUUUGUUUUCGAGCCCAGUGAUCAAGUAAAGGUAUCUUCACAACACUGAAACAAACGUGGAGAUGAAAGCCCUCGCAGUUCUACUGUUUCUCUUCGUUGCUCUUUGUUUCACAGCCAGCGCAUCAGCUUUGCCAAGUGGUUCUAAACGACAUCCCCGCGGUGUACUGGAAAACAUCGAAAAUGCGUUUGGCAACCCAUGCCCCAGUGGUUGGACACGUUUUAAUUACUACUGUUAUCUGGUUAGCACCUCCACUAAGUCUUGGUCUCAGGCUCAGGUACAGUGCCGCUCGCUUAGCGCAGAUCUGGUGAAAAUUAACAGUGCUGAAGAAAAGGAGUUUGUCUUGAGCCUCGUUAGAAAAUUGGCUCCGUCUCUGAAGCAAAUCUGGAUUGGGCUGAAGUGGAAUACAAACGGAUUUUACUGGACCGAUCUUUCAGUUCCUGUUUACAAGAGUUGGGCCCCUCAGCACCCGAAUGGCAACGCAAACGAACCAUGCGUUCAAAUGUGGAUCAAUAAUGGACAACAUCUGCCCAAGUACGCAUCAGGCUACUGGAAUGAUAUAGAUUGUCACUACCGGUCUGAUUUCCCUAACGGAAUUGUCUGCAAGAAACUGCCAUAGAUGACAAUUGACCUCAGGCAACGAAGUCUUUAGACUGAUUGGCUGACAGGCUGACUGGCUGUGUAAAUGAGUGACUGAGCAUGGGUGACUGACUGACUAUUCAUGACCGACUGACUGAUUGACCUACUGACCGGCCG
Molecule: messenger RNA, 765 nt
Organism: Stylophora pistillata
Lineage: Eukaryota; Metazoa; Cnidaria; Anthozoa; Scleractinia; Pocilloporidae
Product: lithostathine
Source: RefSeq, a predicted model, not a curated record